AGAAUAGAAUAAAUAUAAUGGACUAAUACAAACAACCUAAGGAAAAGACACUUUCUCCUCAACUUAUUACAUUAUUGCACUGUUAACUUCCCAAGAUUUUGAUAGCUAGGGAAAGAAAGGGCCAGUAUGAGUAUCUCACUAUCUUGGCCUUUUGUUUAACUUAAACAAUUUCCUUGUACACAAUUUUUGAAAGGGGAGGCAUAGCAUCACUAAGUCUUUCAAUCUUCCAUUUCUCUUUCAGUCAUUGAACACCAAAGAGUGAUAAAGAUGGAAGAUGGAUCAGAAAGUUAUGACAGAGCCAAAGAAGUGAAGAAGUUUGAUGAAACAAAAGCUGGAGUGAAAGGGCUUAUAGACUCCGGAGUGACCAAAGUGCCAAAGUUCCUCAUGCAUCCACCAGAGAACCUUUCAAGUUCAAGCACUCCAACCAGUACAGACUUCCAAGUUCCAGUUAUAGAUCUUGAGGGGUUCCAUGAGAAUCUCCAUCGGGUGCAGAUUGUUAAGGAGAUUCGUGAAGCAUCGGAAACAUGGGGGUUCUUUCAAAUGGUUAAUCAUGGAGUUCCAAACACUGUUAUAGACAAUUUGUUACAAGCAAUAAAAGAAUUUCAUGAGCAGCCAAAGGAGGUGAAGAUGGAGUGGUACUCACGCGACUCUACGAAAAGGGUAAGAUACUACUGCAAUGGAGAUCUGCUGGUGGCAAAAAGAGCAAACUGGAGGGAUUCAAUUGUUUUCGAUUUCCAGGAUGGACCUUUGGAACCUGAGGCAUUUCCCUUGGUUUGCAGACAGGCAGUGCAAGAAUACAUGGAACACUUGAUCAACCUAAGAGAUGCGCUAUCAAGUUUGUUGUCAGAGGCCUUGGGGAUCAGCAGUGACUACCUAGCUAGCAUAGAGUGCAUGAAGGGUGAAAAUCUGGUGUGCCAUUAUUACCCGGUAUGUCCAGAACCAGACCUCACCAUAGGGACAACCAAGCAUUCAGAUCCUUCAUCUUUAACUAUACUCUUACAAGACAACAUCGGCGGCCUCCAAGUCCUCCACCAAGGUCACUGGAUCGACGUUCCCCCUAGGCACGGAACCCUGGUGGCGAAUAUCGGUGAUCUUAUGCAGCUUAUCACCAACGACAAGUUCAAAAGCGUGGAACAUAGGGUGCUGGCAAGAAGGGUUGGUCCCAGGAUAUCAGCUGCAUGCUUUCUCUAUCCAAGUGCUACACAUAGGUUCAAACCUUAUGGUCCAAUCAAGGAGCUUCUGUCCGGUGACUUACCUAUAUAUAGGGAAACUCAUCUGGGAGAAUAUCUUGGCUACUACAAAUCAAAGGGUUUGGAUGGUAACUCUGCCAUUAGUCACUUUAAACUAAACUAAGUUAACAGUAAAAUUUUAUCGAUGUUCUUAAGUGUCUACUCUAGCUUAUAUAUUGAAGUAUUCACACUGGUCGUCUAUGUUCGUGUUCCUGUUUAUAUUGACUGACGGAAACAAGAAACAAAUGGUGAAAAUGUGAAAUAGUGGUAAACGUGUGCCAUCUUAUUCAUGUGUCAAUGAAACUAAUCGUGGAAAGAAUGAAUGUGUGGGAUAUGGGACACGUUAUAUUCAUGUGACAACGAAUGUGAACAAACCAAGAUAGGGAGAUAACCGCAGAUUAUC
This is a messenger RNA of Fragaria vesca subsp. vesca, 1632 nucleotides long. RefSeq names its product 1-aminocyclopropane-1-carboxylate oxidase homolog 1-like. Lineage: Eukaryota; Viridiplantae; Streptophyta; Magnoliopsida; Rosales; Rosaceae. The record is from RefSeq and is a predicted model, not a curated record. The transcript has 3 exons. The coding region runs from base 268 to 1353 and encodes 361 amino acids.